AUGGACUCUGAUAUCAUGGAUGACUCCGUCUUUGAUGACGACGUCGAGAAUGACUCAGAUGCCUUCUCACCCGAGCCUUUCGCGUCACAAUUCAGUCACUCACCACGCCCACCUCCCCACAACACCAGCACCAGAACUGAUUUUAUCCCGCCGCAGAAACCCAAGGCCAAAGCUAAGCCUGCCGUAAAGAAGGCAGCAGUCAAGGCCGCCCCCAAAAAGAUGGUUCAGACAACCCUGAAAACCGCCAAAGCCGUGCCCAAGAAGCGCGCAAAGCCCGCAAGCGACGACGAGGGCGACGACGAUGACGCCAACUCAGACUUCUCCCACACCCCGCCCAACGCCAAGAAGCAGAAGAAGGCCCCCGCGGCCAAGAAAUCUGCAGGCAAGCCGCUGGAGGAGAUCGAGAACGACAGCAUGAUGCUGGAUGGACCUGCGGACGACAAGUCUGCAUCUGCAAAGGACAAGACGGCGACUGAGAAAUACCAGAAGCUGACCCAGCUGGAGCACAUUAUCAAGCGACCUGACACAUACAUCGGUUCCGUAGAGCGUACCUCGCAACCAAUGUGGACCUUCAAUAAGGAGACCAAGCAAAUGGAGCACCGCGAUGUCAGCUAUGUGCCCGGUCUUUACAAGAUCUUUGACGAGAUCCUCGUCAACGCUGCCGACAACAAGCAAACAGACCCGAACAUGACCUUCAUAAAGGUUACCGUGGACCGCGAGGCCGGCCUAAUCACAGUCGAGAACAACGGCAAAGGUAUCCCCGUGGAGAUGCAUGAGAAGGAGGGAGUGCUUAUUCCGGAGCUGGUUUUUGGCCAUCUUCUUGCCGGAUCAAACUUUGACGACAAUGAGAAGAGGACCGUCGGUGGUCGAAACGGUUACGGAGCGAAGCUCUGCAACGUCUUCAGUACAGAGUUCACCUUGGAAUGUCAGGAUCAAAAGAACGGCAAGAGAUAUAAGCAGACCUGGCGCGACAACAUGAGCAAGAUGGAAAAGGCCAAAGUCACAUCCAACAAAUCCGCCGACUUUGUUAGGGUUACGUUCAAGCCCGACUUUGUCCGCUUUGGAAUGCCGGACGGUAUCGAUGAUGACCUCGAAAGCAUCAUCUAUCGCAGAGUUUACGACAUGGCGGGCACUGUUCGCAAGGUCAAGGUCUACCUCAACGAUACUUGGCUCAAGUUGGACUUUGCCAAGUACUGUGAGAUGUAUGCCAAGGCCAUCGCAGCCGAGCGCGAAGCCGAGGAGGGUGCCGAGCCUAAUAAGUCAUCUGUCAUCCUUGAGGAUUCCACUGGCCACCCGCGAUGGGAGAUUGCGUUCGCCGUGUCAGACGGCUCCUUCCGCCAGGUCUCGUUUGUCAACUCCAUCGCUACCACUCAGGGUGGUACGCAUAUCAGCUUCAUCGCCGACAAGAUCAGUAAUGCUCUACUCGCACACUUGAACAAGAAAAAGAAGGGCCAUACCUUGAAAGCCAACCAUGUCAGGAACCACAUCUUUAUCUUCGUCAACUGUCUGAUCAACAACCCGGCCUUCUCGUCUCAGACCAAGGAGCAGAUGACUACUAAAGCAAGCCAGUUUGGUAGCAAAUGCGAUUUGAGUGACAAGUUCUUGAAAGCGAUCGCCAAGACAGAUGCCAUCCAAAACAUUAUUGAUUUUGCCGAGCGCAAGGCUGAUAAGCUGAUGGCAAAGAGCGAUGGCAACAAGCGCUCAAGAAUCAGCAACGCCAAACUUGUCGACGCCAACUUGGCUGGCACCAAGCAUGGCCACGAAUGCACCCUGAUCUUGACAGAAGGUGACUCGGCCAAGAGUUUGGCUGUCGCCGGCCGUGCUAUCUUGGACCCUGACCGUAUUGGUGUCUUCCCCUUGCGAGGCAAAAUGCUCAACGUUCGUGACGCGUCGAUCGACCAGAUUUCAAAGAAUUCCGAGAUUCAGAACAUCAAACAGUUCCUCGGCUUGAAACACAAACAGCACUACACGGAUACUAAAGGUCUCCGAUACGGGCACUUGAUGAUUAUGGCCGAUCAGGAUCAUGAUGGUAGUCAUAUCAAGGGGUUAUUGAUCAACUUCUUGCAAGUUCAAUAUCCCUCUCUGCUCAAGAUUCCUGAAUUUUUUAGAGAGUUUAUCACUCCUAUCGUCAAGGUUUGGCAGGGCCCUAACCCCAAGAAGCCCCAAAAGCUGUUGUCUUUCUUCACCCAGCCUCAGUACGAGGAGUGGAAAGCAGGCCAAACCGAGCUUAAGAAAUGGCACUACAAGUACUUCAAGGGUUUGGGUACCAGCUCCAACGAGGAUGCCCAAGUCUACUUCACCAACCUCGACGACCACUUGAAGGAGUUCAAUGUCAUGCAGCCCGACGAGGCUGAGCUUUUCGAGCUUGCUUUCUCCAAGAAGAAGGCCGACGCUCGAAAGGAAUGGCUCGGAAACUUUGUACCUGGCACAUUCCUUGACCACUCGACCAAAUCAAUCACGUACAACGACUUUGUCAAUAGGGAGUUGAUUCUUUUCAGUAUGGCAGACAACAUGCGUUCCAUCCCCUCGAUGCUUGACGGCCUCAAGCCUGGACAACGCAAAGUCCUUUUCGCUUGCUUGAAGCGAAACAUUACCAAGGACAAGAAAGUUGCGGAAUUGGCAGGUUAUGUGUCCGAGCAGACUGCAUAUCACCACGGCGAAGUGUCAUUGCAAAUGACCAUUGUCAACUUGGCACAAAACUUUGUGGGGUCCAACAAUGUCAAUAUCCUUGAGCCCAGUGGUAACUUCGGUUCUCGCCUCGCCGGUGGGUCCGAUGCUGCCAGUGCUCGUUAUAUUUACACAAGACUCUCCCCCUUCGCCCGCAAGAUAUUCUCGCCUCUUGAUGAGCCCAACUUAGAGGAUCUCGUAGAAGACGGAAAGAGGAUCGAGCCGAAAGUCUACGCCCCCAUCCUUCCGAUGGUCCUUGUCAAUGGUGCAGAUGGUAUUGGCACUGGAUGGAGUACAAACAUCCCCAACUAUGAUCCUUUGGUAAUCAUUGAGAACAUCAAGCGACGCAUGGGGCGCCUUGAUGGUGAAGAGGAGAAGCCUUUCGAGCCGAUGAGCCCUUGGUUCCGAGGCUGGAAAGGCGAGCCAGAACCAGCCGGUCCCAAUCGCUACGCGUUCAACGGUCUUUGCUAUGUCGACGAGAAGAAACCUGAAGUCGUUAUUACCGAGCUUCCCGUUCGCCAGUGGACGGAUGAUUUCAAGGCCAAGUUAGAAGAGGUCAUCAAAGGAGAAAAGGGGCCGUCUUGGAUCAAAGACUACAAGGAGUUCAACGACCACAAGAAUGUGCACUUUGAGAUUCAAGUGGAUGAAAAGGUCGCCGCUGAACUUCGAACUAGCAAAGAAAAGCUUCUUGAAAAGUUCAAGCUCACGAAGCAGAUUCCUACUUCCAACCUGGUAGCAUUCAACACCCGCGGAAUGAUCCAGAAGUAUGAGAACGUGGAAGAGAUUCUCGAAGAGUUCUAUGUCUACCGUUUGAAAAAGUACAAGGAACGCAAGGCCCAUUGGCUUGGCGUUUUGGAAUCUGAGCAUCGCAAGUUAAGCAACCAAGCUCGGUUCAUCAAGGCAAUCAUGGACAGCGAGCUUGUGGUCAACCGCAAGAAGAAGCAGGUGGUCGUAGAGGAGCUUCGCCAGAAAAAAUACGACCCGUUCCCAAAACAUUCCGAUACCAAGAAGGCCAAGUCUGAUGAAGAUGAGGUCGACGCCGAAGGAGAGGAAGAGGUUGAGACCGAGAGCGAUGCUGGCACUCGAGACUACGAUUACCUUCUCUCGAUGCCAAUCUGGUCUUUCACCCAGGAACGUCUUGACAGACUCAAGGACCAGCUCAUCAAGAAGAAGGCUGAACACGACGAGCUUGAGGCCAAGAGCGAGAAAGAUCUGUGGUGUACUGAUCUCGACGAGUUCGAAGCGGAAUGGCACAACCAGUUGCGCCUCGACGCUGAGAUCACCACGUCUAUCCGCCGCAUGGGUCGUCGUGUAUCGAAGAAGAUUGGCGCCGGACGUGGCCGCAAGGCCAAGGAUGACGAUGACUAUGCACCUGCUGCCAAGACCAAGGCUGCCUCAAAGAAGGUGAUCAAGCCUACGGUCGUAGAGCAAAAGACCCACCAGCGUUUUGCAGACAAGUUCACCAACAGGCCCAAGAAGAGCACUGACGGUGCUGAUGAUGAGUCUGAUGCCUUCUCCGACGACGACUAUGCUGCGCUCAAGAGCAAACCAGCCAAGAAGGCCCCAGCUCCCGAGCCAUCGCCCAAAGCUGAGUCUGAUCUGGAGGAAGAUGAAGUUGUAGCUCCGGCACCUACUCGUGGGAAGCGCGCUGCGGCGGCCAAGGCCAAGACGUUCAUAAUUGAUGACGAUGAUGACUUUGCGAGCUCAGACGAUGACGAUAACAUGCUCGGCGACGUUGGCGCCCUUGUCAAGGGCAUUCCCGGCACCACUGGCGACUCGGGUGACAACAAGCCUGGCCGACUUAGUCUGUUUGCCAUGUCCCGGCCCGACAGCAGCCACGGUGGGUCUGCGGCAGUGAAGUCCAAAUCCAAGCCCAACAAGACUUUUGAGUUCGAUUCUCACGACGACACAAACUAUGAGAUGCUGGCUAGGCCAAGCCCGCACAAGUCGCCGUUCACUCGGAACGAGGUGGAUGAUUUCUUGAGCGAUGAUGACCUUCUGCCGACGAAGCCGGCUGUCAAGGCUGUGGCAUCCAAGACGAAGAAAUCAGCCUCUCCAGUUGAGGAUUCUAACCCUCCUGCCGCCGCCCCAGCCAAGAAGGCCCGUGGUCGUCCGGCCGGCAGCAAGUCCAAGGCCAAGGAGGCCGAACCAGCAGCCAAGAAGAAAACUGCGGCGCCUGCCAAACCUGUCCAGCUGUCGCCCGCGGCCAAGCUUUACGCCAAGAAGAAGGGCGUCGAGAAAGCCAAGUCCAAGAAGGACCCCUUCGACAUGGAUGACGACGAUGAAGACGAGGAGAUGGCAGAACCUGACUCCCCUCCGCCGAAGCCUGUGGCGCGAAGCCGUGCCGGCCGUGCCGCCGCGACGAAGAAGAAGCCGGUUUAUGUCGUUGAUGACGACGAGGAUGAGAGUAUGGAGGAUGAGGUGGCCGAUGAGGCCCAGGGCAAUGAGAGCGAUGAUUUUGCUAUGGAUGACUCGGACUAG
Messenger RNA from Neoarthrinium moseri, 5148 nucleotides. RefSeq lists its product as uncharacterized. Bases 1 to 5148 code for a protein of 1715 amino acids. Lineage: Eukaryota; Fungi; Ascomycota; Sordariomycetes; Amphisphaeriales; Apiosporaceae. The transcript is spliced from 4 exons. Gene Ontology annotation, molecular function: DNA topoisomerase type II (double strand cut, ATP-hydrolyzing) activity; DNA binding; ATP binding. Gene Ontology annotation, cellular component: nucleus. Gene Ontology annotation, biological process: sister chromatid segregation; resolution of meiotic recombination intermediates; DNA topological change. The record is from RefSeq and is a predicted model, not a curated record.